CGUUUCCUUGAUAUGACGUUUGGAGCCGGAGGUCAUACCAGAGCUCUCCUAGAGAAAGCCAGCGACAUUACGAUAUAUGCACUAGACAGAGACCCCACGGCCUAUAAAAUAGCUCAGCAGCUUUCAGAAUCAUACCCGAAAAAGAUUGAACCUCUACUAGGACAGUUCAGCCAGUCAGAGGCUUUGUUAAUCUCCUCUGGAGUUGAGCCAGGGACUCUAGAUGGAGUCCUCUUGGAUGCUGGCUGUUCUUCUAUGCAAUUUGAUACACCUGAAAGAGGUUUUUCCCUCCAGAAGGAUGGACCUUUGGACAUGAGGAUGGAUAGUGACAGGUACCCUGACAUGCCCACUGCUGCUGAUGUUGUGAAUGCUUUAGAUCAACAGGCGCUUGCGUCCAUCCUGAGAACAUACGGGGAGGAGAGGCACGCCAAGAAAAUUGCUUCAGCCAUCGUUCAGGCACGCAGCAUAUACCCCAUCACCAGAACUCAGCAGCUUGCAAGCAUUGUUGCAGGUGCUUUUCCAGCAUCAGCACUGUAUGCACGAAAAGACUUGCUUCAGAGACCUACGCAUGUGGCUACCAAAACUUUCCAAGGCCUGCGCAUAUUUGUAAAUGAUGAGCUCCAUGAACUCUUUAUAGGGCUGAAGACAGCUGAGAAGUUUCUAAAACCUGGGGGUCGUCUUGUAGCCCUCUCCUUUCAUUCACUAGAAGAUCGUAUUAUCAAACGUUUUCUUCAUGGAAUAGACAUGACAGAAAAGUACAAUCUUAGCUCAAGGCAGAAGAUAAGACAAGCUCUGAAAAAUGGCUCCAAAGAGGAAGAUACACAAGAAUUUUCCUGUGGAAAAUCCAACUCAAAGUGGACUUUUAUACAGAAAAAAGUUCUAACACCCCAGGCCAAGGAUAUUCAAACAAACCCAAGAGGAAGGUCUGCCAAGCUAAGAGCUGCUAUUAAACGCUAAACCGAAAUAUAUGAUUAUAUAAUUGUAAAAUGUCCUCACAUUAUGUUUUCCAAAAGGCUAAUUGGACAGAUAGUAUCAAACUGAAAAAAAUAAAAUUAAGGCUGUUAACAAAA
Messenger RNA from Calidris pugnax (ruff), 1067 nucleotides. Its product is annotated as probable methyltransferase-like protein 15. The record is from RefSeq and is a predicted model, not a curated record. The transcript has 4 exons. The annotation marks the transcript as partial. NCBI's taxonomy places the organism in Eukaryota, Metazoa, Chordata, Aves, Charadriiformes, Scolopacidae. Gene Ontology annotation, molecular function: rRNA (cytosine-N4-)-methyltransferase activity. Gene Ontology annotation, biological process: rRNA base methylation.